AUAUUAAGUUAAUAGCCUCGGACAAGCUAUAAUGCAUAAUAAAAAGCAGAUAAAAAGUAUUUGACGUCAGUCUUUGACGCUCUACUGAAAUAUUAAUUUUGUGUUUUCAAAUGAAGUGUUUAAAUAAUCGUCAGAAAGUAAGAAUGCUGUGUCUGUCUGACCUCACUGUGCUGCUAUCAGCUGCACCCCUUGUUUUUUUUGUGUGUUUCUUUUUUUUUUUUUUACUCCCGCGGAGCGCAUAUGUUGCAGAACCCCAAGAAUCCACAGCCCUAUUUGCUCAUUCAAGACGACCAUAGCAAAAGGGUAGACAAGAUAUCGACAGGGCAACAAACAGAGGAAAGAAGAACCUAGUACCUUUAACCAAAAUAUUUCAAAUGCGUUUUACAUAGGAAUUGGUUUUAUGCUUGCUGCCCUGAUUAGGAUUUUUUGUCGGUUUGGCGAACAUUUAUUCCUCUAAAACGAGUAGACUCAGGAACGCAGGAAACAAUUCCAAAAUAACGAAUAAUGACUUUAGUGACAGUAAUAUGCUUAUAUAUUUGGAUUUGUUCAGCAAAUCUCCUUGGAGUAAGUGGGAUUGUCUACCAUUUUCCCAGUUUGAGGAUACAACGAGACAACUCCGAGAUUAGCACUGGACCACAGGCUGGGACGAAAGCACAUCACAGGAACUGGUGCCAGUACACAGUGUCCAAGACUGUGUCAUGCCAGGUACAGAAUGGCACAGAGACACUUGUGCAGCGGGUGUUUCAGAGCUGCCGAUGGCCAGGUCCCUGCUCCAAUCUCAUCAGCUACAGGACUCUGGUCAGGCCGACCUACCGGUUGUCACAGCGACGUGUGACUGCACUGGAGUGGCGCUGCUGCCCAGGCUUCCUCGGAGAGGACUGCAGAGAGGAGUGUCUGAACUGCACAGGCUAUGCUGCCGUCAAUGACAGAUUGAGGCUGAUAGAGAAUAAGAUCGCACAGUUUGAGGAGGUCGGAUCCUCCCCUGUGCCUCCCAUCCGCCGCUCACCUGAGGUCUCCUCUGGGAAUGAGGUGGGCUCCCUCAACCCUACCCUCCCCCCACUCUACACAGGCCUGCCAGGUCCCAGAGGGGGUCCUGGCCCGGCGGGCCCCCCAGGUGUUGCAGGACCCACAGGAGAGAUGGGGCUUGCAGGGCACCCAGGCCCUAUGGGAACUCCAGGGGCUCAGGGUCCACGUGGGUACCCAGGUGAGAGAGGCCUUCCUGGGCCAGCGGGGCCUCCAGGUCCUGCCUCCUCGUCCACUCCACAGCUACGAGGCGAUGUGUUCACACUCAGCACCAGAGAGCAAUAUGAGGACACCCCUCUGUCUUCCUAUCAGCCCCUCAGAGUCUCACCGGGUCUCCCUGGCCCUCCCGGCUCGCCAGGUCAGCCAGGCCCAGCUGGGCCCUCUGGGUCACCAGGACGUCCAGGACUGAAUGCUGAAGCAGGGGCCUCUGGGAUGCCCGGGGUGCGGGGGCCAAAGGGAGAUCCUGGAGAGAAGGGUUUUCCUGGAUUCUCUGGAAAGUCAGGUCUACCAGGUUCUCCAGGGCCUAAGGGAGAGCCAGGAGAACCCCAUCCAGAGGCUGAGGGGAUGCAGCAGCUUAGGGAGGCUCUGAAGAUUCUGGCAGAGAGGGUUCUGAUUCUGGAACACAUGAUUGGCAUCCAUGAUGGCCUGACAGAGCUGGGCUCUGGCCUUGACUUCCUGCCCAGCCUCAGGCCAACCGUAGAGACGCUGAAGAGUAAUGGAGGUCUCGCUAGCCUGCUGUAUCGUUGGUCCACAGGAGAGGAGAGACCAAACAGAGAGGAGCGCGUCAGGAGGGGAGAAGAACGCUGAACACCCCUGAGUCACAGUGGGUUUGGGAGCAACCCUGGCAUUGCGCAGGGGUGGACAUAUGUUGGAAGGUCCCAAGGCUGAGACUAAGCGGGGGUGAUCCAUAAAGGACUUUCUAUUCUGUGAUAAUUUGGUUGUUUAUUUUGUAAUUAUUACUUUUUUUGUAAGUGUUGCAAUGUUGUUUAGUAGUGAUGAAAUACACCAUGCUGACAAACCCCUAAGAUUUGUCCAAAGCACUGAGAUUUGUCUGAGGAAUCUAAGGUGUUUUGCCAACACUGUUUACAAAGGGGGGGAUUUUUCGUGCAGAAGGAGGUACUUUAACAUUCUAUCAUGUUUACUGAUAUUUAGAUCGAGUCCAAAGUUUCUGGUUUCUCUACUUGAUUUUAUAGGGUAUGCAAAAAUAAACAGUUGUGUAUAAAGGGUAGAUUGUUAUUUAUUUAUGCUUGAAGGCUAGCAUUACCAACAUGUGCACAAUUGUUGACACAUUCACUUACCCCAGGGAGAUAUAAAAAAUGCUGUUGCAUCGUAAAAAUCUACUUCACAACAUCUUUUUCUGAUCUUCAUGUCUGUUUGCCUUAUGAGUAGCUACAUUUAGCUUCCAGAAACUUCAGCGAAAGUAUAUUGAGUGUGCUGGGCAGGGGUUGGUACAUGUGCUCUGAGUAAAGAGUAGCUUUACCUUUUAUCUUUCAAACCCCUGACCUGAGGAUCUCAAACAGCAGAGUCAUCAGCUGGCUGUGAGUAUACAUGUAAGUAUAAAUGAUGGACAUUGGCAAAGAGGACCCCUCACAAAUGUUUAAAUAUGCUUUUGUAAUUGGGUGUCAGUAUGACUGUACUAACAUUAACCUCAGCACCCAAUAAAUUGUGUAGCUAUAACUCCUCUCAGAGUGUGGCUUGCUAAAGCCAAACACAGGCAUA
Molecule: messenger RNA, 2742 nt
Organism: Clupea harengus (Atlantic herring)
Lineage: Eukaryota; Metazoa; Chordata; Actinopteri; Clupeiformes; Clupeidae
Gene: col26a1
Product: collagen, type XXVI, alpha 1
Molecular function (GO): protein binding
Source: RefSeq, a predicted model, not a curated record